UAGGGAUGCAACCCGCCCCUGCAUCAUCCGGACUCCACAUGCUGAAGUCAUCAUCAACAUCAACACUCGCGGCUUCUCCUCUUCACCAUCAUCAUCGUCGCGCCUGUUUCCAUAUCGUUAUAUUCGCUAAUCCACCGUAAUCAUAACCAGCAUCAGCCCUGACUCAUCAUCGGCAUCUAGCCAGAUUCAUCAGCCGCUGCAAAGGAGGCAUCAUCAUCACCACCAUCAUUCGCCGCUGACGCCGUCCUCGCUCCCGCGAUGGCAGCGGAUGACGGAGACGCGCUCUACGGACAACCGAACAAGCAUGACCCCAACUUCAGGGGACCCGUGGUGAAACGGAGCUGCACCGACAUCGUCUGCUGCAUACUCUUCUCUCUCUUCAUCCUGGGCUACGUCGCCGUGGGGAUCGUUGCAUGGGUGCAUGGAGACCCGCGCCAGGUCAUACAUCCCGUCGACAGCUACGGCCACUUCUGCGGACAGCCGGGCUCCCCCAACGCGGAGAAGCCGUACCUGUUUUACUUCGACAUACUGAAAUGCGCCAGCCCCGCCACCCUGCUCAACCUGCAGUGCCUCACCACACAGAUCUGUGUGAAGCGCUGCCCGGAGAAGUUUGACAGCCUCCUCGCCGCCGUCGCCACCCCCGGCGGCAUGAGCAGCUACGCCGAGUUCUGUGUGCCGGGCUUCACCGUGGGGCAGGCACUGAGCCCCGCUGACAUCCUGGCCAAAAGGCAGUGCCCGUCCAUCAUCUUCCCGAGCCAGCCCUUCCAGGGCCGCUGCUUCCCGCGCCUCGUGACGGAGCGCAGCGAGGUGAGCGUCGCCGGCAACCGCUCCAUCAACUACGGCAACGGACAGCUGCUCAACGCCACCGACAUCCAGAAGGGGGCCAAGGGGAUCUCUAAGUUCAUGGACGCGCGUCAGGUGGGCAUGAAAGUAUUUGAGGAUUUUGCGCGAUCCUGGUACUGGAUCCUCAUCGGUCUGGGCAUCGCGCUGCUGCUCAGUCUGCUCUUCCUCGUGCUGCUUCGCUUCCUGGCCGGAGUCAUCGUCUGGGUCAUGCUCGUCGCCCUCGUCGCCAUCGUCGGAUACGGCAUCUACCACUGCUACUGGGAGUACAGUGUGAACCUGAAGGGGAGACCUGGGGCGGAUAACAAGAUCACAGACCUCGGAUUCCAGACCGACCUGCGGGUCUACUUGCAAGUGCGGGACACCUGGCUGGCCAUCAUGAUCCUGCUGUGCAUCCUGGAGGUGGUGAUCCUGCUCCUGGUGGUGUUCCUCAGGAAGAGGAUCCUCAUCGCCAUAGCCCUCAUCAAGGAGAGCAGCAAGGCGAUUGGCCACAUGAUGUCGUCGCUCCUCUUCCCCAUCGUCACGUUCGUGCUGCUUGCCGUCGUCAUCAGCUACUGGGCCAUCACAUCUCUCUACCUGGCCACGUCGGGUGUGGCCGUGUACAAGGCGGUGGUGCCGGGGGGGCCCAACAGCAGCGGAGAAGCCUGCGCCUCCCUCAACGGGACCCACUGCUCCCCAGAGACGUUCAACAUCUCGGCCGCCUUCGCCGCUUGUCCCAGCGCCAGCUGCAUCUUCACCAGCUUCGGCGGAGAGGACCUCUACCACCGCAACAUCUUCAAUCUGCAGGUGUAUAAUGUAUUUGCGUUCUUCUGGGCCAUGAACUUCGUGAUCGCGCUGGGCCACUGCACCCUGGCGGGGGCCUUCGCCUCCUACUACUGGGCCCCCAGCAAGCCCGGAGACAUCCCCCCCUGCCCCGUCUUCUCCUCCUUCGGACGCACGCUGCGGUACCACACGGGUUCGCUGGCAUUCGGAUCGCUCAUCCUCGCCAUCGUCCAACUCAUCCGCGUCAUGCUGGAGUACAUCGACCACAAGCUCAGAGUGUCGGAGAACAAGUGCGCCCGGUUCGUGAUGUGCUGCCUCAAGUGCUGCUUCUGGUGUCUGGAGAAGUUCAUAAAGUUUCUUAACCGCAAUGCCUACAUCAUGGUCGCCAUCUAUGGGAAGAAUUUCUGCGUCUCGGCCAAGAACGCCUUCUUCCUGCUCAUGCGAAACAUCGUGCGAGUGGUGGUGCUAGACAAGGUGACAGAUUUUCUUCUGAUGAUGGGGAAGCUGCUGGUGGUUGGAGCAGUGGGCGUGCUGGCGUUCUUCUUCUUCUCCGGCCGCAUCUCCUUCAUCCCGACUCACCCGGUGCUCAACUACUACUGGGUGCCCAUCCUGACGGUGGUGGUGGGCUCCUACAUGGUAGCCCACGGCUUCUUCAGCGUCUACAGCAUGUGUGUGGACACGCUCUUCCUGUGCUUCUUGGAAGACCUGGAGAAGAACGAUGGCUCGGUGGAGAAGCCAUACUUCAUGUCCAAAGGGCUCAUGAAGAUCCUAAACAAAAAGAACAUUGUGGCCGAAUGAUGGGGGGGGGGGGGGGGUGCAGGGGGGUAUGGAGGGAGUUACCUCGAUUUUUGAUCCAGUCGGUCAACACUGGCGAAUCGACAGUGGCUAUCACGUGGACAUAUUAGCCCCGGCCAUGUUAGUGUGGAAUGUCGAGGUGAGCACCAGUAUCUCAAUGCUCAUUUGAACAAGAAACCACUUUGCCUACCUGCCCCCCCUCCACCUGCUGCCCCCACCCCAGGGCUAGGGUUAGAGCCGGGGUCAGGGUUGGGAUUAGGGUCACAGUGGUUCAAGAAUCAAUCGUCCGUUGCUGCAGUGUAUAUAAUGGAUUCUUAAAUCCAUCUGUGUAGAGCGUAAAGCGGCCGUGUUAUUGUAUUUGUGGGUUUUCUCUGGGUUCCCCGGUUUCUUCCAACGUGGAGCCAAACGCCCUUAGCGGAAAAACCUCGACUCGUUCGCCAAUAACACCGUGGCCUUAUAAGGAAAAUCUAUACGGGCGACGUUUCAGGCAAUGACCCUUCUUCAUAACCCAGGGAGGCCAUCGAGAUGGAUUGCAGUAUCACCAAGUAGUUUGUGUUGUAGUCGCCUUGUCCCACACAGGGAGGGGGGCUGCCAAUGGGGGUGUUGAGAUGGUGCGUGCUGCUGUGUAAUGCUCGUUGAGUUUGAGCUGGCGCUGUGCGGACGCUCCGGUUGUGACUGAUGAAUAUACCAAACACUCCCAGUGUAGCAGUAUCGCACUCGUCCUCCUUGAGACUCAACGAGGCUCUCCCGUGUAAGAGGGUGGAGGUCCGGAGUCGGGGGAGGAACCAAUGUUAUAAAAUCAGGUCUGGGGCGAGGGUUCAGGGUCGGGAGGUUGCCCUGCCUUCCCUCCCAAACCCAGAAGGAGCCCCCCCCCCUCUCCCUUCUGGAUGUGGUUGUCAUCGUUUUUGUGCCAGGGCCGUGUCUGUUUAUUAAUUUUCGAGCGUCGUGAUUGGGUUUGCGUGGAUGUAAAGUGUAUAGUGUCUCUGUACACACACGCAGACACACAUACACACACGUAUAUAUAUACACACAGACACACACGUAUGUAUAUACACACACAGACACACACGUAUAUAUACACACACACACAGACACACACGUAUAUAUACACACACACACAGACACACACGUAUAUAUACACACACACGGCCAGCCUGCGGAUAAUCUGCAUACAGUACUGGGUGUUUUAGGGUAAAACAAACUCAUUACACACACACAGGAAACACAUGACACACUCGCAUAUAUAUAUUUAUAAUACAGUUUUUGUUAGAUUGCGUAAAUAUAAAUGUGUCGUUCACCCACCACGACCCGACAGCCCAAUAGUGAGGUCUGUCACGUGAACAGAACGCGCCAAUUCGUGACCACUUCAGCACACCGCUUGUGUGUUGGAGAGUAAACCCACAACAUUUACAAUUCGAGUCCGAGGUUUCGCUGGUGAUUACAACCAGCUUCAUCGGUCGAUUUUGCCCGAAUUGUGCUGGGUUAACGACACUUGUAUUUACGUGAUCCAACCCAAAAAACAUGUAUUAUCAAUGAUAUUGGUCUCGAACCCCUCCGUGUUACAUUGGAGCUGUAUCUGACGUGUGCAUGGCGCUGUGCCCUUGCCACGUGCACCUCGGCGUCCUCGAGCGGUCGCCUUGUGAAUGCGCAGGGCGGCGAUCAUCUUAAACCUGGGGGCUUAAAGAUACUGCGCUGUAUUACAAUUGCAUUACUUGUGCUUUUAUUCAGUUCAUUCAUCCGUGUGCGUGUUUUUAUCGUCAGAGUAAGGUUGAACCGUUACAGUGCUUGGCUACUGAUGCAUGAUGGAGCGAGCGCUGUGUACCGUCACGCGUUGCCGCGAAUAAAUCUGUUGGGCAUUGACCUCAUUGA
Messenger RNA from Lethenteron reissneri (Far Eastern brook lamprey), 4266 nucleotides. RefSeq names its product choline transporter-like protein 2. Gene Ontology annotation, cellular component: membrane. Gene Ontology annotation, molecular function: transmembrane transporter activity. NCBI's taxonomy places the organism in Eukaryota, Metazoa, Chordata, Hyperoartia, Petromyzontiformes, Petromyzontidae. The record is from RefSeq and is a predicted model, not a curated record. Gene Ontology annotation, biological process: transmembrane transport.